AAAAUUUAAAAGAAAUUGAAAAGUUGUUACCGGUUGUUACUUGUGAAUUAAUUAAACUGUUUUAAAAGAAAAUUUUUGAUAAAAUGGAAGUUCAACAGGUAGACACUACAUUCGAUUUUAAUUCUAUGAAGAUAGAUUUAGUAAAAGCAAUUCAUGCUUGCUCACAAAGGGGAUUAUCUCAUUCAGUGAAAUGGUUAUCUGAAAUUAAUUUUUCUUUAAAACACAUACAAUUAUCUAAAGAAGACACUGCAGCCAUAUCAGACGAUCUAGAUGAAGAAAUAGAUGCCUAUUUAGUAGCUAAAUCGUAUUUUGAUCUAAAAGAAUACGAUAGAUGUUCUUAUUUUGUUAAAGACUGUGUGAAACCCAAAUCGCGGUUUCUCUAUUUUUAUUCCAAAUAUUUAUCCAUCGAAAAGAAGAAAAUAGAAGACAAUAUGAUAGAUACAAAUUCCUCUCACGAUCCAACUAAAAAUGAGACGUUAGUUGAAUUGUAUACUACUUUAAAGAUAGAAUGUUUUGAGAACAGAUUAGAUGGAUAUUGUUUAUAUCUGUAUGGAGUGGUUUUAAAGAAGCUUGAUUUAGUAUCUGUUGCUAUUGAAGUGUUUGUCAAGUCUGUUAUUGCUGAACCUAUGUUAUGGAGUGCUUGGUUUGAGCUGGGAAAGAUAAUUCCAGAUAAGAAUUUUAUUUUUUCAGUAGCAUUACCAGAACAUUGGAUAAAAUCCUUCUUUUUAGCACACACUUUUCUUGAACAACUAAAUAAUGAAGAAUCUCUUCAGAUGUAUAAUAACUUUUUCUCCCAAGGUUUUCAAAAUUGCACCUAUGUGUUAUCACAAAUUGCAAUAGGGCAUCACAACAGAAGAAACUUAAAUGAUGCUAUUGAAAUUUUCCAAAGAAUAUUGGAAAUCGAUCCAUAUCGUUUGGACAACUUGGAUACUUAUUCAAAUCUUCUGUAUGUACUUGAAAAGAAAAAAGAACUAGCUGAUUUAGCACACAAAGUUGUUAAUAUAGAUAAAUAUCGUGUCGAAACAUGCUGUGUUAUAGGGAAUUACUACAGUUUAAGAUCAGAUCAUACAAAAGCUGUCCUAUAUUUUCGUAGAGCAUUAAAACUUAAUCCACAAUUUCUCUCAGCCUGGACGUUAAUGGGUCAUGAAUUUAUGGAAAUGAAAAAUACAAAUGCUGCUAUACAAAGUUAUAGACAUGCUAUUGAAAUAAAUUCUAGAGACUACAGAGCUUGGUAUGGAUUAGGUCAAACUUACGAAAUUUUAAAAAUGCCCAACUAUUGUCUACAUUAUUACAAACGAGCACAACAGUUAAAGCCAAACGAUAGUCGGAUGGUUAUAGCAUUAGGAGAAGCUUAUGAAAAAUUAGAUAAGACUGAAAAUGCGUUGAAGUGUUAUUAUAAAGCUUGUAAUCUAGGUGAUGUCGAAGGCACUGCUUUACUAAAACUGGCAAAAUUAUAUGAUAAAUUAGAAAUGGUUGACAGUGCAGCCGAUGCAUUUACAGAAUUUUGCUUGAGGGAGGAGGAUAAAGAAUCAAGGUGUGUAGAUGAUCAAGCUGAAUUUUUUAAUGCACUGCAAUACUUAGCCAAUUACCAUUUGAAGAAGGGAGAACUAGAUGAUGCAUACACAUAUGCCUACAAGUGUAUAGAAUGUGAAGAGACCAAAGAACAGGGUAAAGCACUAUUAAAAACCAUAGCAGCAAAACGAACUGAACAAGAAUCAGCUCCACCGAGAAUGACUGAAUCAAGUACCAGUCAUAUGGAUAUGAUAUUUUCCCCCAAUCCAUAGUUUUCAAAGUAGUUAAUAUUUGGAAAAGUUCUAUUUACCGAGUAUAUUUUUUGUAUAUAUCUAAUAUAUAAUAAAU
Molecule: messenger RNA, 1860 nt
Organism: Diabrotica balteata
Lineage: Eukaryota; Metazoa; Arthropoda; Insecta; Coleoptera; Chrysomelidae
Source: the annotation of a GenBank genome assembly